AUGAUUCCCAAAAACCGGUUUCGAAUACCGCUCUCCUUGGCCCCAUUUUUCAACCAUUCUCGUCUCAAAUUGUUUUUCGGGGCCGGAAACAAGGAGCUCUAUGGAGACAAGAAUGAGCAUUAUGAGACGAGCCAACGGGAUAAUCCUCCGCUUUUCCUUUUGAACUACCUGACUUUGUCUUCGGGGAGCGAUGAUCAUCAUGGUGGCUACUUUGGUUCAUUCCCGAAGUUUCUCUACUAUCAAACCAACUUGCAGGUAGUCGAUAUCUCAAACGUCAAAAUGAAGGGAGGUGUUGGGUUCCCAUGGUGGUUGGUUUCUAAUAACACCAACCUAAAAUCCCUUAAUCUCCAAAAUUGUUCACUCUCCGGGUCCAUACAACUUCCAAUCCAUCAUCAAGAUCAUCGCCAAAAAGGAUUGGAGUUUUUGGAUAUCUCUGAUAAUGAAGUCUACGGCUCCAUCCCACCUCAUAUUUGUGCAUUCCUUCCCAAUAUAACGUAUCUAUACUUAUCUAAUAAUCAACUCUCCGGUAAAAUUCCAAAACAACUCUCAAAUUGUUCUUUGCUGAUGUGGUUAGAUGCUCGAAACAAUACGCUCUCGGGUGAGAUUCCAAGAAGGAUUUGGAACAUGCCUCGAAUCGGUGUCGUGGACCUUUCAAGUAAUAGUUUCUCGGGAACUCUGCCGCCAGAUUUCAUUUCUCCUUACAUGCAGGGAGUUUAUUUGUCGAGAAAUAAAUUGGGAGGAAGCUUAUCUGAGAAAGAAUACGUGAACUAUGACUUGCAGGUAUUGGAUCUCGGCCACAAUCGCUUCACAGGUACGUUUCCGACAUGGAUUGUUGAAAUGCCUCGGCUAACUCAUCUCUUAUUAAACGACAAUGAGCUGCAAGGUGAAAUUCUGCCACCCCUGUGUUUGGGGCAACUAAAGUUGAUUGAUGAUUCACACAAUCAGUUUUUUGGUCGUCUUUCCUCUGCAUUGACUUCCAAUAACGUGAGGUGCAACACAAGCAAGAAGGAUGAGGUUUAUUUUAUUGAUGAUCUAGAAUUUACGACCAAGUCCAAUCGAAUUAUUUACAAGGGGGAACCUCUUAUUUUAAUGUCUGGUUUGGAUUUCUCAAACAAUCAUUUUUUCGGCGAGAUUCCUCCUCAAAUUGGCCAUCUGGAUACCAUCAAAGUUCUCAAUUUGUCGUACAACAUGUUGACAGGGCCCAUUCCACCAACAUUUUCGGGCCUAAUAUCGAUUGAGACUUUGGAUAUUUCUCACAAUAAUUUGAGUGGGGUGAUUCUUACCCAACUCACGGCGUUGAAUUAUCUAUCCUCUUUUAGUGUGGCUUACAACAAUUUAUCUGGGAAAUGUCCUAAAAGGGUCGGACAGUUCGGUACAUUCGAUGAAGAUAGCUACAGGGGGAAUCCUCAUCUCAUGAACUGCACUUUACUACAGUCGACACCAAAACCGUAUGUAACGCAGACGCCCACUGAUGACGAAUAUGGUGGCUACAUUGACAUAGAGAGCUUCUACACAAGCAGUGGAGUGUCUUUUGUCUUGGUGUUGCUGACAAUUACGAGUGUUCUCUAUAUUAAUCCAUACUGGAGACAAGUGUGGUUUUAUUAUGUUAGAGUCACCACAACUACUUGCUAUUAUUUUGUGGUGGAUCAUCUUCCAGUAUCGACCAGGUACAAGGUGUGGGAACCUCAUGUAUAG
Messenger RNA from Linum tenue, 1695 nucleotides. The record is from the annotation of a GenBank genome assembly. Lineage: Eukaryota; Viridiplantae; Streptophyta; Magnoliopsida; Malpighiales; Linaceae.